Molecule: messenger RNA, 4495 nt
Organism: Meloidogyne enterolobii
Lineage: Eukaryota; Metazoa; Nematoda; Chromadorea; Rhabditida; Meloidogynidae
Source: the annotation of a GenBank genome assembly
AUGGGUGUUCAUCGCCAAACAUUUUAUUUCCCUUCUCAACGUUUAUUUCUCCCUUUUAAUCAGGAUUCUCUUCAUUCUGAAUGUUUACGCCGAAAUGCAGAUAUUCAUUCACUUAUUUCUCAAUUGGGACAAUUACAACGUUCCCAACUCGAACAAAUUCAGACAAUUCCACUCAAUACAGAAAAAGAAGCUAGAAGUCAUUUUGUGGGGAUGAGAGAAAAGCUUAAUUCUUAUUCAACUGAAGUGGCAAAGCAAAUAGCUGAGGCGGAUAGGUUAUGUGUUGAAUGUGCGGAUUCGCUUAGUCCUGAACAGUUUCACCUCCUUAAGGAAAAUCGACAUUGUUUACAACAUACAUUCGAACGUUUAGAACGACAAGCUGAUGCUAUACUUGCUCGUUUAGAUUUAGCAACGGCUCUCUUGUUAGAAUUUACUUCACGUGCAAGCUCAUUUCAAUCUUGGGUUUUUGAACAUGGAAGGCAAUUGGAUUCGUUGAGAGCAGAAUCAGGCGAUCCAGAAAGAUUGGAUUCCAUAAGAAGAGCAUUUGAAGAUUUGAAUGAGCUAAUUUUGUCUAAAAGACCGGAGUUAAACUCAAUUGAACAGUUGGCCCAAAGAAUUGAAGUUGAAAUAGCUGCCUAUGUUGAUGAAAUAAAUGACCGGGGAGGCGGUAUGUCUUCACCUAUUUGUGAAGGUAUAGCUUUGGUCACAACAACACAGCUGUUACAACAACACCAAGUUCGUGAAACUGUUUUGAGGGCGCAAGAAGAUUAUGAGUCAUUAUUAUCUGCAAAGCAAGAAUUAGAUCAGUUAUUACAAGGAUUAUCUAGUAAUUCAAUGCAAUAUCAACAAAGACUUGCAGAAUGGUUAAGCCAUGCAGAGAAGCAAAUAUUACUUUUUAAUGAUCUACCAAUUCAUCCAAAAGAAUUAACAGAACAAAGUGAAGAGUUAGCUGAUUUUGUAAACGAAAUUUCAAUACAGGCACCGCUAUUAGAGAAUGUUAUUGAGAACACCCGAGAAUUGUUUGCACACCUUGGGGGAAGUGAAGCUAUAGCUUUACAAAUGCGUACAGAUCAGUUAAAACAACGUUAUAAUAAUUUGGCUGAUGAUGCUGAUUCAAAAAUUGCUAUUUGGGAAAAAGCACUGACUUUAGCCGAGAAUUUGUUAGAUGGACAGACUGAGUUAAAAAAACAUUUGGAAGAUGUUGAAGAAGACUUACAAAAUUUAUCUCAAGUUUCUCUAGAAGAACAAUUUCAAUUAAUUAGUACAAUAGAAUCAGAUUUGGGCCCAGCACGAGAACAAUUAGAAUCUAUUCAAUUAAUUAGUUGUGAACUUCAGAGAUUAACCACAGAAAGUAGAGCUAAUCAAUUGGCAAAAGAAAGUGCUGAAUUACUCAGAUAUUUUAAUUCUGUGGCAGAUACAGUUACUAAAAAGGCUGAAUUGUUGAGUAAAGCCGAACGCCAAUCUCGACUAAUUUUUGACGUUCUCGAUUUUUGGAUUGACUGGUUUAACGAAGUUCAAGAACAAAUAGUUAAUGCAGAAAAGCCGGCUGUAGAUAUAGAACAAUUAAAACAACAAUUAAAACAACAAAGGCAAUUAAAUGAUGAAAUAUCUUCUGAAAGAAACGGAUUGAGAGAUAUGAUUACUGAAGCUUCUAAAGUUGCUAGAGAUUUAAAUUUAACAUUGGGAGGGCAAGAAGGACAAGAAGCUUUAUUAACUAAAGUUGAAAGAACUAAGAAAAUGGCUGAAGAAACGGCUGAACUUGGAAGUGAAAGAACUGCUGAAUUAGAACAAGCUUUUGCCCUUGCAAAAGAACUUGAUUCGGAAUAUACAGAACUUAAUGAUUAUAUGGAUGGAUUUGAACGUGAAUUAUGUGCUUGUGACCCAAUAACUACAGGAAUGCCUGCUAAAGUUCUUUUAGCCCAACAACAACAUAAUAAUAAUAUUCUUCAACAAAUUCAAAGUCAACGUCCAAUGGUUAAUAAAUUUGAAAGAAAUGUUGCUGCAUUGCGGGAACUUUGUUCUGAAAUUGAUGAACAAAAUUUAAAACAAAUUUCUGAAAAUGUUGCUGAACGUUUCGAAGAAUUAGUUCAUGCAUUUCAAGAACGUGGUGAUGUUUUAACUUCUUCAUUAGAACAUUCUGCACAUUUGGGAGACAGAUUAAAUAUGCUUUUGAGUAAUUUAAGUGCAGCAUUAGAGCAAUUACAUUCUCAAGAACCUCCCUCAUCUCGCCCACCAAUAAUCCGAAGACAGUUAGCUGAAAUGAGUGCUAUGUUUGAUUUAUUACAUCAAAGAGAACCUUCUUUCUUGGCAAUGAAAACACAGUGUUCUGAACAGAUUGAACUUGCAAAACAACAAAAUUUAAAUUCUGGACAAGAACCAUCAACUUUAGCAGAAAUGCACCAACAAAGAUUGGCUGAAUUGGAUACUAGAUGGACUGAACUUAAACAAGCGGCUGAAGGAAGGAGAUUACAACUAGAAACGAUACUUCCUUUAGCUGAACGAUUUUGGAUUCAAUUAGACCUUGCCCAACAAUCUGUUGUCCAAAUUCGUCAACACACUGAUCAAUUUGGAAUGACUGCAGCAGCAGAAGAUUUAUUUGAUAGUCCAGUAAAGCAAUUACAACAAAGACAAAAUCAACUUCAAUCUCUUCAAAAUGGAAUUUCUGAGUGUUCUCAGGGUGUUCAACAAGCACAUUUGGGUGGACUUGCAUUGUGUAAUGAAUUGUUGGGUGCUGAAGAGGAACAAAGUUUUGUACAACAACAUUUAGCUGCAUUGCAGGCACAAUGGGAUGCUUUUCUUGCACAUUUUACUCAAAUGAGUAGUUCUCUAAGUUUGGCUUCACUUCAAUUCCACUCUUUACUGCAACAAUUAACUUCAUUCUUGGCUGCAAAAGAAAAUCAAGCUUCUAAUAUUAUAACUGACAAUCCUUUAAAUUCUGUUGAUUCUGUUAGAGAACAACUUCAAAUUGUUGAUAUGUUACGAAGGGAAUUGGAUGAAGCAGCAAUUGGUCGUGAACAGUUAAACCAAAUGGGAGCUGAAUUAUGUGCUGUUAUGGCUGCUACAAAAAAUACAUCUAUGGGGGAUACAGAUGAUCCAACUCUUUCAAUUAGACAACCACUGGGCGAACUCAAUCAACGAUGGAAUGUUCUAUUAAAACGUCUUUUGGAUAGCCAACAACGUUUAGAACGUGCACUUCUUGAUAUGGGACAGUUCUCUCAAGCACAUGCUCAAUUAGUUGAUUGGAUUGAUAAAACUUUAUCAACAUUAGAUGGGGUAGAAGGAGAAUGGCGCUUAUAUUCAGAUAAUGGAACAAGUGGUUUAAAACAUAUUGAGAUUGCUUUAUGCAAAUUAAGGAUACUUCAAAACGACAUUUCUGCCCAUCAACCAAGUUAUGAAGCUAUUUUAACUGCUGGAGCACAGAUUUUACGCCAAGAAGAUUCUUCUGCUGCAGCUAGCACACAGCCAAUGAUUGAACAUUUAGUCUCGAAUUGGUCAAAACUAGAUGAAAGAACACAACAAUUAUAUAAUGAAUUAGAACAAAAUAGGGCCGAAUCCACUUCAAGAAAUAAUGAUAUGGAAAAAUGGCGUUUAUGGCUGGCUGAUUUAUUAACUGAAAUGAGGACAAAUCGUCCGAUAGGAGGUCUACCUGAAACAGCGAUUGCCCAGCUUGACGAGUUUCGAGUAAUUCAAUCAGAUGUUGAACAAAGAAAGCCUCAAUUUGAAGAAUACUUGAAUUCCCUAGAAGAAUCAAUGGAAGAUUUGAAAAGAUCUGAAGUCAAGAAUGGAAAAGAAGACAGGACAAUUAGUCAAGUUAAAAAGCUUCGAGCAGAUUGGAAAACUCUUCAAGAAAAAUUAGCUGAACAAGAGAAGAAGCUACGACAAGCACUUGAAGAAGCAUUAGAGCUUUCCCAAGGGAUGCAAGAAAUGCAAGAUUGGUUACUUGAAGCAGAAAAUCAUUUGGCAAUGGUACCUCCAAUCUCAAGAUUAGUAGAAACACUCGAAACACAAUUGGGUACUCACAAAACAUUUAAUGAUUCUGUCCAAACAAAAUGUCAAUUUAUGAAAGAGCUAAAUAAUAAAGGUAUUAGAAUGCAAUUAAGCUGUGAAAAGAAGGAUGCAAUUCCUAUGAAAAAUAAAUUAGUUUCUUUAAAACAUAGAACAGACAAGCUUGCACAAAGAAGCAAUGAACGAUUACGUACAUUAACUAUUGCAUUGGAUGAUUCAAGGCUCUUUUUCGUCGCUCAACAAGAAUUAAUUGACUGGAUUGAAGAACAACUUAAAUUACUUGAUGAAAAGGAAACUGAAAAGAUGGGGACUGGGGACAGAAUAAGGGAAUUAUUAGAAGAACAUAAAAAAUUACAAGAUCAAAUAAGACGGAGAACAGGACUUUUUGAUGAAACUAGGCAAUAUAUUUGCUUUAAAUUAACUUUAAAAUUUUUUAUAAAAUUUUUAGAUUAAGAGGUAAUUUGUUGGGCGAACAUGCCCCGCCAGCAGAAAA